Messenger RNA from Paramecium primaurelia, 622 nucleotides. The record is from the annotation of a GenBank genome assembly. NCBI's taxonomy places the organism in Eukaryota, Ciliophora, Oligohymenophorea, Peniculida, Parameciidae.
AUAAAAUGGAUAAUAACUAAAAAUUACAAAUAACAAUAAGUGCAUUUGGUAAAUUUGGGAAUAUAAUCACAAAUCCUACAAGUGUUAUUGUGUCAGAAUUUACAGAAAUAUUUAAAAAAAAAUAUAACAUAAUUCAUUCAGAAGUAUUAGAGGUGUCUACAGUGGCUUGUUAAGAAUAUUUGAAUAAAUUACCUGAUCAUACUUUAAAUAUUCAUUUUGGAGUUUAUGACGGAUCUUAAGAAUUUAACAUAGAAUAAUGUGGUUACAAUUUAAAAGAUUUUGGAAUACCUGAUAUGAAAGGAUAUCUUGCUCAUAAUGAAUGCAUUGAAAAAGAUUGUAAAAAAGAUCUUUGUAGACAAACUAAAAUAAAUACUGGAUUAUUAGUGUAGAAAUUAUAAGAAAAUUUUCCUGUUGAAGAAUCUACAGAUCCAGGAAGAUAUAUUUGUAAUUUCAUUUAUUAUUGUUCUCUAUUAAAAAGUCAAGGUUGUCCAUAAUCAGCAUGUUUAUUUGUUCAUUUUCCAGCAUUCCGUACAAUAGCAAAGGAGAAAUAGGUUGAUUUUGUUGAAAAUCUAUUAAUAACAAUACAUGAGAUGCAUUAGAGUGGUCAUUUGUAUAAAUGAUU